AUGUCUUCCUCGAGAGUCGGUCUCCGCUUCUUCCAGAAUUCCAGAGCUGUUUUCCAGAACAUAGCUUCUCCAUUCCGCAGACAGGGACUGAGAGCGCGGCGGUUCCAGAGUACCGAAGCCAGUUCUUCCAAUGCUCCAGCACAGAGUUUCCUUCAGCGGUCAUGGAACAGUCCCGUUGGGCUGAAAACGGUGCAUUUUUGGGCUCCGAUUAUGAAGUGGGUUCUUGUUCUAGCUGGUCUUUCUGACCUCGCGCGUCCUGCAGACAAGCUCUCAUUAACUCAGAACGCUGCCUUGAUGGCCACCGGCGCAAUUUGGACUAGAUGGUGUCUCAUCAUUAAACCGAAGAAUAUCCUUCUGGCCGCUGUUAACUUCUUCGUUGGAUGCGUGGGAUUCAUGCAAGUUAUUCGCAUUUUCAUGCACAGGCGGACUGUCGAUGGUUCAGCCAAAGCAGCCCUCAAGGAUAUGAGUCAUGAAGCUACGGACCCGGCUAAGGCCGCUGUGCUGAAAGCUGAAAAGAAGGCAGAGGCUUUGGUAAAGUGA
Paracoccidioides brasiliensis Pb18 is the source of this 540-nucleotide messenger RNA. RefSeq lists its product as uncharacterized. Gene Ontology annotation, cellular component: mitochondrial inner membrane. The record is from RefSeq and is a predicted model, not a curated record. Gene Ontology annotation, biological process: pyruvate import into mitochondria. Gene Ontology annotation, molecular function: pyruvate transmembrane transporter activity. Bases 1 to 540 code for a protein of 179 amino acids. The transcript is spliced from 4 exons.